CUCAUUCUUUUUGGUUAUAUUAAGCCAAAGGGUGAACUGAAGAAGAAGAAAAAAAAAAAAAAAAAAAAGGUUGAAGUGAAAUGGGCACCCAAACAGAAGUUGAAGAGAACCCAAGAAAGGGUGGUCUUAGAACUAUGCCUUUCAUCAUUGUGAAUGAAUCAUUUGAGAGGGUGGCAAGUUAUGGUUUACAACCAAACAUGAUAAUCUACUUGAUGACAUUUUAUCAUAUGAGUGCUGCCACAGGAGCUAUCAUUGUUGGAAUAUGGUCUGCAGUUUCAAAUGGGUUGGCCAUUGUUGGGGCCUUUGUUUCUGAUUCUUACUUGGGAAGGUUUAGGGCUGUUGCCUUUGGAUCCAUCUCCACCCUUAUUGGAAUGAUUAUUCUUUGGCUCACUGCCAUGAUUCCACAACUCAAAUCUUCACUUUGCUCUCAGUUCCAACAUGCUUGUAAUGGAACGACAGCACUCCAGCUUGCUGUUCUUUUUUCAUCUUUUGGAUUUAUGUCCCUUGGAACUGGUUUUGUUAGACCUUGUUCUAUAAUAUUUGGUGCCGAUCAAUUGGACAAAAAAGAGAACCCUGAGAACCAGAGGCUUAUUGAUAGCUAUUUCAACUGGUACUAUGCUAGCACAGGGAUUUCAACCAUUCUUGCAGUCAGCAUAAUCGUUUAUAUACAAGAUCGUUAUGGUUGGCAAGUUGGAUUUGGUAUCCCUGUUAUCCUCAUGUUUCUGUCUGUCUCAAUGCUCCUAAUGGGGUCUCCUCUUUAUACCAAAGUGAAAGCUAAAGAAAGCUUGUUCCUAGGAUUGCUUCAAGUAGUUGUAGCAGCUUUUAGGAAAAGAAAGACCAAUCUUCCAUCAACUGAUUGUGAUAACUAUUAUCAUUGGCCACUCGAAUCAGAGCUCUUGGCACCAUCGAAUGACUUCAGGUGCCUAAACAGAGCUUGUGUGAUUCAAGAUCCUCAAAGAGAUUUGAAUCCUGAUGGAUCAGCUUCAAAUCCGUGGAAUCUCUGCAGUUUGGGACAAGUUGAAUCACUGAAGGCUCUUUUUAGAGUACUUCCCAUGUGGUCCACCGGUUUUAUGAUCUUUGUGGCCAUGAAUCAGUUCUCAUUUUCUGUACUUCAAACAAGGACGAUGGAUAGACAUAUCUUCCCUCAACUCAAAGUACCAGCAGCAUCGUUCAGUGUGUUCCUGGUUAUUGCUUUAACAGUCUGGAUUAUCUUCUACGAUCGUCUUUUGGUCCCUUUGCUAUCAAAAUAUACUGGACAGCCAAGAGGGCUAACUCCUGUAAUCCGAAUGGGGAUUGGCCUAAUAGUCUCCUGUAUGUCUAUGGCAUUGUCAGCAAUAACAGAAAGCAUAAGACGACAAAGGGCAAUAGAGGAAGGGCAUGAGGAUGAUCCAAGUGCUUUAGUGAACAUGUCUGCUAUGUGGUUUGUGCCACAGUAUGCGUUACUCGGAGUGGCUGAGGCUGCCCAUGUAGUUGGACAAAUUGAGUUUUUCUACUCUCUUUUACCCAAAAGCAUGUCCAGCAUCGCAUCAGCUAUGUACACUCUUGGGAAUGCUGUGUCAGGUUUGAUUGGAAGUGUUCUGGUGAGGGGGGUGGAUUGGCUUUCAUCAACUGGAGGUAAAAUGAGCUGGCUUUCGAGCAAUAUUAAUCGGGGUCACCUGGAUUUCUAUUUCUGGUUACUUACUUUUUUGAGUUUGCUCAACUUCUUCUAUUUUCUGGUCGUCUGUCGGUUUUAUGAAAAUGAUGGGAGCAGUAGGUUAUCUCUUGAGGCAGCAGAGAAACAAUGUGAUUACAGGCUUUUACCUGAAUCUUGAUGAUAUGUUGCACUGUAUUGCUGAAUAAUAUACUACUAUGUUAGCUAAUUAGGUGUUUGUAUAUGUUUAGACCUCUACAUUUCUUAAUGUGUUUUAUGAAUUUUCGCUGACAGAAAUGUGAACAUAUGUUUUGGAUUC
Messenger RNA from Lycium ferocissimum, 1949 nucleotides. RefSeq names its product protein NRT1/ PTR FAMILY 1.2-like. The record is from RefSeq and is a predicted model, not a curated record. Gene Ontology annotation, cellular component: plasma membrane. Gene Ontology annotation, biological process: transmembrane transport. Bases 81 to 1811 code for a protein of 576 amino acids. Gene Ontology annotation, molecular function: transmembrane transporter activity. Lineage: Eukaryota; Viridiplantae; Streptophyta; Magnoliopsida; Solanales; Solanaceae. The transcript has 4 exons.